Messenger RNA from Nilaparvata lugens (brown planthopper), 2279 nucleotides. It is a transcript of the gene Bem46, whose product is annotated as protein ABHD13. The record is from RefSeq and is a predicted model, not a curated record. The coding region runs from base 282 to 1322 and encodes 346 amino acids. The transcript is spliced from 5 exons. Gene Ontology annotation, cellular component: membrane. NCBI's taxonomy places the organism in Eukaryota, Metazoa, Arthropoda, Insecta, Hemiptera, Delphacidae. Gene Ontology annotation, molecular function: palmitoyl-(protein) hydrolase activity.
UUGAAUGAAAAUCAUAAAAAUGUAUGUAAACUUGUGAACGUUGUUCAGAAAUUCAAUAGAUUCAAGAUCAUCCGUACUGUGAAUUUAAUUAUUCCUUUUUUAGGCCACGAUUUUAAAUAGAAAAUACGUAUUCUUCAACAAUUCAGUGUGAUUUAUUAGUAGUUUUCAAUCCAAAGAAGUGAAGUAUCAUUGCAUUGUAGGAGGUCACAUAACCUUCACGCUGUUUAUUUACAACCUUAUAACUCGUGUGAAGUUUAUUAUUAUGCUUUAAUUGAUGGGAAAUGAAGGAAAGUGAAAUGAAUUUAAGCUUCUCUAAAAUAUUCCAGCAUGCUGGGCCCAACUUCUCCAAGUGCCAAUUCUGGGGAAUGUUUGUUCUGUCUGUAGUUAUAUUUUUCAUAAUUUUUUCUGUGUAUGGGGGUCUUCUGGCGUUUUUCAUGCUUUGCAUUGUUGUUUUGGCAAUUCUGUACAGAGCUCAGGACCACCUUCUCUACCACCCUGAAGACUCGUUUCAUUCGCGAACGUUUGUGCAAAUUCCGCAUGUGGUCGGUUUGCCCUACGAGAGUAUUCACAUGCGAAGCAUCGAUGGCACUCUCAUUCAUCUGUACUUCAUACGACAGCGCGAGGAACAGGCUGCUACCGCUCCGACGAUUGUCUUCCUUCACGGCAAUGCUGGGAACAUGGGACAUAGAUUGCAGAACGCGGCAGCUCUGUUCAGACAGCUGCACUGCAAUAUUCUGAUGGUGGAGUACAGGGGAUACGGCCUGUCACAAGGAAGGCCAUCCGAGCACGGCCUUAGCAUGGACGCGCGCACGGCCAUCGACUACCUCACAUCAAGGCCUGACGUCAACCACCGACAGAUCAUUGUCUUCGGCCGCUCGCUCGGGGGUGCAGUAGCCAUAGACUUGGUGGCGAGGGCAGAAUACGCAGCCAAAGUGUGGUGCGUCAUUCUCGAGAAUACAUUCACCAGCAUACCAGAAAUGGCACAAGCUCUCUUUCAAUGGCAGUUUCUCAAGUCUGUGCCGCUCUAUUUUUAUAAGAAUAAGUACUUGUCGCGGCACAAAGUGUCGCAGAUCAGCAUUCCGGCGCUGUUCAUCUCCGGGCUGCUGGACUCGCUGGUGCCACCUGCCAUGAUGACCGAGCUGCACGCGCGCUGCACGUCCAGUCCACUGCGCCAGCUGGUGCACGUGGCGGCCGGCACGCACAACGACACCUGGACGUGUCCCGGCUACUACCAGAGCAUCGCCACCUUCCUGGCAGCCGCCACGCCCUACCAGCCUGAGCCGCCCGUCCUCACCACGUCGUCUCCCGUCAAAAAUGUUUGAUGAUCGAUACUCGCUAGUCGAUAUGGUUGAUGGGUUGGUUUCGAUAUUUUCUUGUCAAUAAUUGGAUCGAUGUAUGGUAAACGAUAGAUCGAUGUUGGGAUAAUUGAUAUUUUUAAGGAUCGAUGCUUGGAAAACAACAUUUUUUGGUAAUGAUGUUUGAAAAUCGAUAUAUCUUGUCAUCAAUGUUUGCAAAUCGAUAUUUUAUUAUAAUCAAUUUAAUCGAUUUUUUAAGAUCGAUAUUUGCAAAUUGAUAUUUUCUUGUCAACGAUGUAUUCCAUGUUUGAAAAUCUAUAUUUUCUUGUCCAGUUUGGUGUGUGGGGUCGAUAAAAAUCAUCUAUGAUCAUUUCAUAACAUCUAAAUCACAUUCAUGCAUUGAAACUAGGGAUGGUUAUCGAUGAAUAAAACACACCUUUGAACAAGAUACCGGUUUCGGUUGUAUCUCUAGUCUCUAAACUCUGUGAGUGUACCAAAGUUUGAUAAUGGUGUAACAACCGAAACCGGUAUCUUGUUUUUUAAUAAAUCUGUGAUAAGACAACAUCUUUUUAUUCAGUAAGGAUAACUACUACAAUAUCACAUUCAAACCUACCCAGAAAGUAUUUGAACAUCCAUGUUUUUUUCUCAGAAAAUUCACUUAUUCGUUAUUAUAAAAAUCAUUUUGUAAUUUGAAUUAUAAAGCUGGUGAGACUGGGAACAGCCUUAGCCCUAAUUUGCUCUACUCCCAAAUACGAUAGUUACAUUUUUCUUAAAAGGAAGGUUACAUUUCACUUUCAAUAAUUUAAACAUCGUACCUUUAAAAUGGUGUCUCUUAUAACUUGAUUUGGAUAUUUGACCAAUUGGUGUUCAAUCAAUGAAUAUUAAUGAUUCGUUUCUAUGGGAAAACAUUGAUGAUUAAAACGUAGAUUUUUUCAUUCUGCUAUAAUAAUAUCGAGUGACCUGGCUGGCUCAGGUCUGGUGUCA